CGAUCAGCUAUUUUCGCCUAAACCCAAUAUUCACCAUGGUAAGCAGACCAGAUCGUCGUGAUGAUAAUUCGCAAUUGAGAGCAUUUUCUGCUUCCCAAAACAUUUUAAACAGAGCCGACGGUUCUUCCAAGUUUGAAUUUGGAUCUACUUCUGUCAUGUGCUCAGUAUCAGGACCUGUCGAAGUCCAAAUUCGCGACGAAAAAUUAGACGAAGCUACUGUAGAGGUUGUUGUUCGACCCGCCAAAGGCAUUCCUACCACAAAAGAAAAAUUAAUGGAGAGCAUGUUACGUACAGCAUUCGAACCAGUUAUUUUAGGAGGUAUGAUGCCUCGUACACUUGUCCAGAUCGUCGUACAAGUGAUCAAGGACGAUGGCUGCAUUUUAGCAGCUGCUGUCAAUGCAAUCACAAUAGCUUUGUUAGACGCUGGUAUACCUAUGAAACACAUGGCUGCUGCCAUUACCGUCAUGAUUGACCAAGACGACGAAUUAGUUUUAGAUCCUACAGCCGUUGAAUUAGAGAAUGCCAAAUCCGUGCACACUUAUUCUUUUGACAAUUCAAACACAAGACCUUUUGUCUUAUUAUCAGAUUCAGAAGGUGUCUUUAGUGAGGAAGAGUACUUCUCUUGUCACGAUCUUUGUUUUGAGGCCGUAGAAAAGGUGCAUGGAUUUUUAAGAAUCGCAGUCGAGUCCAAAAAGAAUAAGGAACAGCAACAAACGAUUGGACAUUAAAAGAAAAAUAAAGGAUUUAUGGAAUUAUUGUGUGUAUAUAUUAUAUUAAUUAUGCGUUUUACUAUUGUUGUUGUUGUUGCUGUUGUUGUGAUACCUGUUCAUCUUGAACCAAUCUUCCCUUGACCUUUUCAUCAUGUCUUCCUAACGUCCAGACUUGUGCAAAUCGUCGGAACUUUAAGCUCUUUGGAUCCUUGAUAAUAUAGAACUCUCCAUCACACAUGAUACAAAUGACAUUAUCCCGCUUAUAUUUAUUCUCAAAGCAUGUCUUCCACCAACUCUUUUCUGCUUGUGCUUGAGGCUUACGAAAUACAAUCUCAAAGGGUGUCUCAAACUGACCCACGCGUGAAACAU
Molecule: messenger RNA, 1079 nt
Organism: Mucor mucedo
Lineage: Eukaryota; Fungi; Mucoromycota; Mucoromycetes; Mucorales; Mucoraceae
Product: ribosomal protein S5 domain 2-type protein
Exons: 4
Coding region: 36-728 (230 amino acids)
Biological process (GO): nuclear mRNA surveillance; U4 snRNA 3'-end processing; poly(A)-dependent snoRNA 3'-end processing
Cellular component (GO): cytoplasmic exosome (RNase complex); nucleolus; nuclear exosome (RNase complex)
Source: RefSeq, a predicted model, not a curated record